AUGCAUAAAAUAAAGACAUCCAUUAAGAAGGGUCAGAGUCCCAAUGCGGACGCAGAGUCCGCGGAUGACCUCCCGGAAAUGGAGACGGAGAAGUUGGAGAACACCGACAGUUCCAACGAGGACACCGAGGAGGAGACCGAGGACGGUCAGCAGGAUUGUGAAGAAGUCGAAAACUUGGCUGUGGAGAUGGAUAAGGAGGAGGAGCUGGAGAUGGAGAUGGAGAUGGAGGAGACGGGCGAUGGUGAGAAGGAAUAUAACCAGGAGGAGCUGCGUACAAUGAAUGAACUGGAUGAUCUUUCGCCGGCUGCCUUGGUGGCCGAAGUCAGGUUCCUGGACCAGCAGCUGUACAAGCUCAGCCAGCAGGAAGCUCGGGAAAUCACCCGCAUCAAACACCUGGACAUCUUUGGCAAAAACAAGCGUCGUUCCAGCAAGUGA
Messenger RNA from Drosophila serrata, 435 nucleotides. It is a transcript of the gene wuc, whose product is annotated as Wake-up-call. Gene Ontology annotation, cellular component: DRM complex. Gene Ontology annotation, biological process: regulation of DNA-templated transcription. The record is from RefSeq and is a predicted model, not a curated record. Lineage: Eukaryota; Metazoa; Arthropoda; Insecta; Diptera; Drosophilidae.